AGCAGAUGCAGAUGAGACGGGAAGAAGGAUGAACAUGUGAGGGAAAAGAGCAGACGCUGCGGAAAAGUAAAGCCUAAAUGAAGGAGUGGCUGCUGAUGACGGAGUAGACAGAGUUCAGCCCCCUCGCUCCUGGAGGAAAUAACCACAGUCAGACGAAACUGACAUGAUGUGGACAACAACUGUCCUGUUGCUGCUUUUGCCUCACCUGCUUUCCUCCACAGACACAGGAAACAGCACUCAUUUAAACCAAUCAGAAUUAGUCACUGAGGCCUUCCCUGACGAUCCUGCCAGAAACCAGAAACCUGUGGGAGGGGUUAAAGGUUGGAACACAUGCUCCAUCCCGUGUGACAUCACUGUCAAGUUGCUACGAGAUGAGAAACAUUCAAUCUGUGGCCAGUUACAGCAGUCUUUGUUGACGUUUGGACGCAGCACCCGGAAGCUGAUCAGAGAUGCGAUAGAGGAGCAGCAGAGGGCCCUUGACAUCCUCAGCAGUCAGGUCACAGAUCUGAUGACCAAAGUACAAACGCUCAGCUCUGAGGUUCAGAGAAGCAACACCGAGAUGUACUCCAUCAAACCUGUGCAGUCCCACGGACGGGACUGCAGCGACAUCAAAGACAACCUUGUAUCAGUAGUCCCCAAGAUCCCCAGUGGCAUUUAUAUCGUCCACCCAGAGAAUACCGACUCUUCAUUUGAGGUUUUCUGCGAGAUGGACUACAUGGGAGGGGGAUGGACGGUGAUGCAACGGAGGACGGAUGGAUUGACUGACUUCAAACGACCUUGGGCUGAUUAUGUUGAUGGCUUUGGAAACCUUGCAGGAGAACACUGGUUGGGUCUGAAGAAGGUAUUUUAUAUAACAAACCAGAAAGAUACUCGGUUCCAACUUCACAUCGCUCUGGUUUCCCUUGAUGACAUCACCUCUUAUGCAUCAUAUGAUGAUUUCAGCCUGGACAGCGAAACCGAGUUCUUCGGUAUACACCUGGGCAGAUAUGCGGGCAGCGCAGGCGAUGCAUUUCGAGGCUACGAGCAGAAGCAGAACCAGGACACAGCUCCUUUCAGCGCCUCGGAUGUGGACAACGACGGCUGUAAUCCUUUCUGCUCCAUGGACAACCGCACGGUGGAGAGCUGCAGCACUCAGCACAACCAGACGGGUUGGUGGUUCAACCAGUGUGGUCUGGCAAACCUCAAUGGCUCUCCUGCAGAUGCAGAGCAGAACAGGGGCCAAAGGACGCACAUCUUGUGGGACACAUGGAGACAUAACGGAGUCCCUCACCCCAUCAAAUCCGUCACCAUGAAACUCAGGAGGAUUGUAACCAAUAAUUGACGAUUGAAGAGGAGGAGGUGGAGGAGAAGGAAAAACAGAGAGGGAAAGGAAGAAAGCAUAUAUUGUAUGAGUUGCACUGCAUCUUUGAACAACCUAAAGUUUCAAUAAAACAGGAUUGAAGGAUGAAA
Molecule: messenger RNA, 1449 nt
Organism: Micropterus dolomieu (smallmouth bass)
Lineage: Eukaryota; Metazoa; Chordata; Actinopteri; Centrarchiformes; Centrarchidae
Gene: angptl5
Product: angiopoietin-like 5
Exons: 8
Coding region: 164-1321 (385 amino acids)
Source: RefSeq, a predicted model, not a curated record